Molecule: messenger RNA, 3860 nt
Organism: Chironomus riparius
Lineage: Eukaryota; Metazoa; Arthropoda; Insecta; Diptera; Chironomidae
Source: the annotation of a GenBank genome assembly
UUCGUUGUUUCCUACGAAGAAGGAAGGAAUUACAUGAUUUCUCUAGAUUUAUGUGAGAAAAAAUCUGAAAAUCCGUUAGAAAAAACAAAAAUUGUGAUAAGCUUAACGGCAUUGAAUUUUUUAAAUUUUUUCAAUAGGAUUUCCAAUGACUGACUGACAAAAACACUUCUAAAUUGUUUUGAAUGAAGAAAUUUUUGAAAAUAUAAUUUUACUAUUCUUUCUCCUGUAAUAAGUUAGUCUUUUAAAAUGCAGCGCUAUCCAGAACAAAUGUCACCGACUCCUCGUAAACCUCCAAGAGGAAAGUACUCUCGGGAAACGUAUUCAACAUCUUCAUCCAGUAAUCUUUUAAUGUCAGUGAUAAAAACGUUAGAUGCUAGUGAAAAUAAUGAGGAACGAGAAAGAGAAAAGCUAAAAAUAGAAAAGGAAUAUAAAAAGUCAGAUAAGAGAUUAGCAGAGCUGGUUUCCCAACAUGAUUCAGAGUUAACUAAAACUAUGCAAUUAUUUUCAAAAAUAUCAGGAGAAGUGGAUUUUUCGCGAGAAAAAAUUCGCACAGUAAGAGAAAAUCUCCAAACAUGUAAGCAAUUGCUGAGGUGUCGUCGAGAGGAACUGAAGAAGCUCUAUACUGAUGCUGUGAAAAAUAAGAAUGUUAUGCAGUAUUUAGAUCAUAUCAAUGAACUUAGGAAUGUUAAUUCAACAAAAUUCGCUUCUACCUUGCAAAAGAAACAUUACUUGAAGGCUACAAAAAUGCUAAUGAAUGCUAUAGAAAUAUCAGAGAAACAGUUGAAAGCGGUCGAAGGUCUAGAUGAAUUACGUCAAGACUUCCUUAAUAAAAAAGUUCACUUGUACACAAGACUUGUUGAGGAAAUGAAUAAACACAUUUACCACUCGAGCACGACAGAAGUUUUAUCAAAUUUUCAACGUAACAAUUCAGCUCGUAUCAGUUCUAAUCAUAUUCAGUCGCCGUUUCAAAGAACGACAGUAAGAAAAUCAGCUGAUAGAAUUGAAGCAAACACAAAAGCAAAAAAAGCAUUGCAAGAAAUUUCACAGAAUGGAUAUGUUGAACAUGAUUUAGAGAUAAUAGACGACAUUACAUUGCUUGAUCCUGACAUUAAUUCCACUUAUUUUAUUGGUAUAAUUGUUGAAUGUUUUGCAUUGUUAAACAAAGUGCCUGAAUCUGUUGAAACAAUGAAAGUUCAGAUGCAAUUUGAAUUACUAGCGAUAGUUGAAAAGACAACUUCAUACAUUAUUGAUAUGCGACAACGUAAUGUUUUAGGACCAAAGUCAAUAGUUGAAAAUGGAGAAUUUAACUUGAUUGAUGUUCCUUUCUUAGAAUUACUUGAUCUUCUUUUUAAACAAUUCCAAUUGAUUGCUGUCGCACAUCAGCUAACAUUAAAGAAUUAUGGCAAUGUCAUAAAACGUUAUCAAUUAAAUGUUAAAUCAUACGACCUUACUGAUUUUUGGGGACAAGUGCAAGCCGUUCUUCAGCUUCUUUUGACUGAUUAUCUUGACAUUCAAAAUACUGGCGAUGACGAAAUAAGAAUAAGCUUUCCAGAGCAGCAAGUAAAUAUCAAUACAUUCUUUAGUCGACGAAAGAAUACAUCUAAAAAGACAUUAUUUCGUUUUGAUAAAUCCUCACAUACAACAGAUGUUGUCAAUUCUAAUUUACUCGACGUAGAGCAUCGAGGACAUUUAAGGAAUUUAUCAAAUGUUUCGACAUCGUCUGCAAAAGACAUUAUCACUUCAAUAAGCAGUAAGAAAAGGCGUGAAAAACUUUUUGUAUGUAGACCAGAUCCGUCUUUAAUAAGAAAGAUUUUCAUUCCAAUGUUAGCAUACAUCCAUACAAUCGAGAGUAAUGCAAAUAUGAAGAAAAAUGGACAAGUGUCGAGUCUUCAUGAUUUCCUUACAACAUAUGUUAAAGAGUCUUAUCUUUCGCGAGGACAUAAUCGAAAUUUGUCCAUGACAAUUGAAUCAUUAUCAAAGUCUCAAGAUGCAUGGAAAGCAAUCAUAACGCCCGAAGAAAUGAAGAAAUUAGGAUUAAAUCGACCAUUGCUUCAAUCGUGCCGAGUUGUUGAAAAUUUAAUUGUUGAGACAAAACAGCUUAUUCAGGACUUACCAUUAUAUCAUGAAGAUUUACUGAAAAAUGUUUGUUCGUUAUUGAAAACUUAUCGCGAAACGUGUCAAGCUGCAUAUCGUGGAAUUGUUCAACCGGAAACUGAGGAUAAGAGGAUAUACAGUGUGACGUGGUUGAAAGAUGAAGAUAUAAGUAGAUUCUUAAAAACUCUACCAAAUUAUCUCGAUUUAAAGACAGCUAAUGCGAAGGCAAAACGCGGAAGGCUGAAAACUGAAAUGUCAGAAGAUGACAGUCCAACACAAAUUCAACAGCGUAAUGUUCGUGAAGCAGAGAUGCUAACCAGCAAUUUAGGUGAUGGUGGAAUUUCACAUCAUGAGAUUUUAAGUGAUAUAGGAGUUUUAAAGGAGUUGGCAAUAUUACAAGAAAGCAUGGAAUGGUUUGCAUAUCGCAUCAACGAAUUUGCAACUGAUUUAAAGAAACCAAUUACUUGUGUAUCAAAAGGUGCAAACUUAUCUACUUUACCUGCAGAAUUGACACAGCCGAUUGUCAUUAAGGACGGUACUAUUAAGGUUCUAACAAAUUUGGCAUUAGAGUUUGAUGAGCUUGCUAAUAUUUGCUUACUGGUGCUUCAUUUGGAGGUUCGCGUUCAAUGCUUCCACUAUUUGCGAUCAAAUUCAUCUGAUAAAUUUAAAGACAAUAAUCCUAAUAAGAAUGAUACUCUUGAGCCUGAUACCAAAGUACUGAAACUCACUAAAGUCUUAUCAGAUCUCGAUGAGGCAUUUUCAUCCACUCUACAUCCACGCAAAACAAAGUACAUUUUUGAAGGGUUAGCUCAUUUGGUAGCUCGAAUACUCAUUAUGACAUCUAAUUCACUGGAAUCGCUAGAAAGUCAUGCGAUCCAGCAAAUGAUAAGGAAUAGUUUAGCAUUGCAGCAAACAUUAAGUUCUAUUACAGCUCAACGCGAGCAUCAAUUGGAUCAUGCACGAAAAUAUUAUGAAAUGUUAUAUAAGGAACCGGAUGAAAUCAUUAAAGAUAUAAAUGAGAAAGGGCCUAAUUAUAGUGAGCUUCAGUAUUUGCAAGCCUUUAAACUUAUUUGUCAAGGACGAACUAAUGAAAAUGGCGAAAAUUUGCUUACAAUCUAUCAACAAAAACUUAAUCAUAUACUAGGAACAAAACAGGCAUUUGGUGUGCAAGUUUAAAAAAAAGAAAAUGUAUCAUCUUCUCGCACUCUUUAGUUUUUUGUUUGAAGAGGAUUUAAAUGCUGUAAUAUUUAUGCUCUUUAUUCCGUUUUGUUAAUUUUUUAUUUGUAAAUUCUUCAUUUAAGUUAAUUAUGUUCAAUUAUUAAUGAUUAUGUUGUAUAUUAUAUUCUGUUCAUUAUAAAAACAACAAAAAUAAGAUUUUUUUUUAAUUGCUUGGUUAUUGACGUAUGUAUGCAGAUGCAGUUAGAUAAAAGUAAUGUGCGACCAAAUAAAAAAAUAGGCUUUGGCUGAUAAUAAGCAAAACAAUUAAUCUACAACAUAAAAAAAUUCAAAAUUAUAUAUUAGAAAUUGAAAAUGUCUCGUAGCCUUUGAAUGAUUUUGUUUCCGUGAUUCUGUGUUCAAGUUUUGGCAGAUGGAACUACAAUUUCAUGAAAAAAACGACAGAAAUUGAAUAAAUAAAAAUGUAUGAGUCACCGUAUAUUAAAAAGAAAUUAAAAUAAAAUCUUUUAAUUGUUUCUCGAUCAAUUCAUGACAGAUUCUUCUGAAAAAGUAUUUACGUUUCCGCCUAGUCACUCGUGACCUCCUCUCAG